Oppiella nova is the source of this 840-nucleotide messenger RNA. The record is from the annotation of a GenBank genome assembly. NCBI's taxonomy places the organism in Eukaryota, Metazoa, Arthropoda, Arachnida, Sarcoptiformes, Oppiidae.
CCUCUCAUGCAAGUCCUGUAUUCGUUUGUUUUUACGUUAAAUUAUUAUUUUGUACCAAAUGUUGAGUCCGACGGCAAGCAAGUGAUUGCAUGCAAUCAACGGACUUCUUCCGAAACAAGUGCUCAAAAUUUUAUCAAACUUUUCGAAGAUUUUGUUGAAAAUAAGACUAUUUCUCAAGAUUUUGAGAAUGAAAACGAAGAUACGAUUAGUGAUAAUGAAGAAGAAUGUGAUGAUAAGGAGAACACGACAGGACAUGAGAAGAAAAAAGUGCCAUUUUAUGUACCAUUAAUUGAAAAGAUAUGCGAUCGUUGUGUUCAUAUAAUUUCCAACAUUGACCCCAAAGUCAGACUCAUUGUAUUGGAUAUUGUGGUCCAAUGUCUGCGCAUUUUGAAACCAUUUGAAGACCAUUUGCUUCCAAUGGCUCACAAGUUGUGGUCACCUCUUGUCGAGAGGUUCACAGAUAAGGACGUGAUUGUGACGAAGCGCUCGUUUGCUUGCUUACAAGUGAUGUCUGAAAUCUGUGGUGAUUUCAUACGCGUGCGAACUCUCAAAGAAGUGAUUCCCAAGAUUUUAGCCUUUUUGAGAUCACAGGCGCUGAUCAGCUUCAAGAAAGACAAGGCCUCUGCCUAUAGGUUUACGAUCGCUUAUCAGUUCCAGAUUGAUAUACUUUGUGGCAUCGGUUCCAUUGCCGUGAAUCUCGGUUUGCGUGACAAAGACUUGUGGCCAUUGAUUGUCGAAAUAAUGCCAUACCUGCAUACAUACCAACCCCUUCCACUCCAAGAGUCAGCUAUUAACGCAUUGAAAGAGAUCUCUAAAUUAGACGCCAAUUCAUUCCGAUAG